AUGCCUUUCUUGGUUGGACCAACCCAACCGGCGCGAUUUUCCGACAAGUCUUUCUUCAUUUUUCUUGAAAGAAGCGGAACUACAGGGAUGAAAUUCAAAGUGUUUCUGACUCUGACGCCCAACAGCCCACUUGAGCAAUUUGCCAUUCUCCCAUUGAUUCCUAUGCAUAUAGGAAACUUUUAUUUCUCAUUCACAAAUCCAUCUUUGUUUAUGCUGCUCACUCUCAGUUUGGUCCUACUUCUGCUUCAUUUUGUUACUAAAAACGGAGGAGGAAACUCAGUACCAAAUGCUUGGCAAUCCUUGGUAGAGCUUAUUUAUGAUUUCGUCCCGAACCUGGUAAACGAACAAAUAGGUGGUCUUUCCGGAAAUGUGAAACAAAAGUUUUUCCCUCGCAUCUCGGUCACUUUGACUUUUUCGUUAUUUCGUAAUCCCCAGGGUAUGAUACCUUAUAGCUUCACAGUGACAAGUCAUUUUCUCAUUACUUUGGGUCUCUCAUUUUCUCUUUUUAUUGGUAUUACUAUAGUGGGAUUUCAAAGAAAUGGGCUUCAUUUUUUCAGUUUUUUAUUACCCGCAGGAGUCCCACUGCCAUUAGCACCUUUUUUAGUACUCCUUGAGCUAAUCCCUCAUUGUUUUCGCGCAUUAAGCUCAGGAAUACGUUUAUUUGCUAAUAUGAUGGCCGGUCAUAGUUCAGUAAAGAUUUUAAGUGGGUCCGCUUGGACUAUGCUAUGUAUGAAUAAUCUUCUCUAUUUCAUAGGAGAUCCUGGUCCUUUAUUUAUAGUUCUUGCAUUAACCGGUUUGGAAUUAGGUGUAGCUAUAUCACAAGCUCAUGUUUCUACGAUCUCAAUCUGUAUUUACUUGAAUGAUGCUACAAAUCUCCAUCAAAAUGGUUAUUUAUUUAUAAUUGAACAAAAGCGAGGCUCCGUAAGGUUAUUCUUUAUAUGGAUUUCUUUCGUUGCACUCCUGAAUUUAUGAGAAUUCAGUCCUUUCGCUUUCUUUAUGAAAUUCCUUGUUCAUUGACUCCUUAUCAGUCGACUUUCUUCGAACCUUACUAUUUGGAGAGUGAUUUCUGAAAAUCAAGGGCUCCUGAAAAUAUUCUCAUUCAGUCCUUUCGCUUUCUUUAUGAAAUUCCUUGUUCAUUGACUCCUUUUAGACAAAUACAAAGAGAGAUGCCCGUCCUUUUGACUCAAGAUUCCAUAUUAAGCGAACCUCUUCCACUCGCAAAGAUCAUUCUUUCGAUCAUUCUUUGAGCCUUGGACUGAUUUUGACAUAUGAAAUUUCUUCUUUUUCUUAGCUCAAAUGAAGAAAAAGCUAGGGCUCGACUGAUAAGGAGAGCAAACCAC
Messenger RNA from Cucumis melo (muskmelon), 1340 nucleotides. Its product is annotated as ATP synthase subunit a-like. Gene Ontology annotation, biological process: proton motive force-driven ATP synthesis. The record is from RefSeq and is a predicted model, not a curated record. Gene Ontology annotation, molecular function: proton transmembrane transporter activity. NCBI's taxonomy places the organism in Eukaryota, Viridiplantae, Streptophyta, Magnoliopsida, Cucurbitales, Cucurbitaceae.